This is a messenger RNA of Brugia malayi, 1041 nucleotides long. It is a transcript of the gene Bma-nas-7, whose product is annotated as Nematode astacin protease 7, putative. NCBI's taxonomy places the organism in Eukaryota, Metazoa, Nematoda, Chromadorea, Rhabditida, Onchocercidae. The transcript has 10 exons. Gene Ontology annotation, molecular function: zinc ion binding; metalloendopeptidase activity. Gene Ontology annotation, biological process: proteolysis. The coding region runs from base 1 to 1041 and encodes 346 amino acids. The record is from RefSeq and is a predicted model, not a curated record.
AUGGUAUUAGAAUUAUUUAUUUCAUGUUUAACAGAUAUUGAUGCAUAUGUAUUAGAAUCAACUGCACUAACAGAAUUUGAUUUUGAAAAUGCUAAAUUGCUAACAAAAGACGAAUUAUAUAAUCCGAAUGCUCUUUCGCUUGAGGAGGUAAAUAAACAUCGAUCUGAUAUACGUGGUCCAAUUGCUUCCAAAAGAAGAUUUCGUCGAAAUGGUAUUAAUAAACCAGCAAAAUUAUGGCCUGGCGGUAAAAUACCAUAUUCGAUAUCACCGCAUUAUACAAAUUUAGAACGAGCAUUAUUAGCUAGAGCUAUCAAGCAGUAUCAUGAUAAAACAUGUCUUCGAUUUGUACCUCGUUCUCCAUAUGAAGGAGAUUAUCUUUUCAUCGGUAAAGUUGAUGGAUGCUUUUCGGAAGUUGGACGAACAAAUGGUGUUCAAGUGUUAUCGCUCGAUGACGGUUGUUUAGAGUAUACAACAAUUAUUCAUGAAAUGAUGCAUGUUGUUGGAUUCUACCAUGAACACGAACGAUGGGAUCGUGACGACUACAUUAAUAUUUUUUGGAAGAAUAUCGAUCGCACAGCAAUUGAUCAAUUUGGGAAAGUUGAUUUAACGAAAACUUCAUAUUAUGGACAGCCAUAUGAUUAUCGUUCUAUCUUGCAUUAUGAUAGUUUAGCAUUUAGUAAGAAUGGCUUUCCAACAAUGCUUCCAAAACAAAAAGGAUUUGCAUCAACAAUUGGUAAUGCGAAAGAUUUUAGUGAGAUUGAUUUAGCAAAAAUUAAUCGAAUGUACGGAUGUUCUGAGUCAUAUUUCAAUUCAUUGCAUCCAAGAGCUCAGAGUUCAAUGAUUUAUGCACCAUCACUUAAACAAUAUGAAAUGCCACCUGUGGAUGAUCAUCAUUAUGUUGACGAAUUUUCUGGAAAAAUGGAACUUAAAAAUUGUAAGGAUCGCAUAACUUCAUGCUGGAUGACCCAGGAUCGAUGUCAUUCUCAGGCUUUAUUUAUACUCAUGAAAACAUUAUGUGCCAAAACUUGCAAAUUAUGUUAA